GGACGCGGCGUGGAUGGAGCCGGCGGCGGCGAUGCCGAGCUGCUGGUGCGCGGUGCUGGGCGCUGCCGUGUCCGUGCCCCUCCUGAUGCUGGCGGCGGCGCCCUAUGUCAGGCGGUACGUGGCCGGAGGGCGGUGCGGGUCCGCGGCCAGGCUGGACGGGAAGGUGGCGGUGAUCACGGGCGCCAACACCGGCAUCGGGAAAGAGACCGCCAGGGAGCUCGCACGGAGAGGCGCAAGGGUGAUUGUUGCCUGCAGAGACAUAGCAAAGGCAGAAGCUGCAGCACGCGAAAUCCGAGCUGACACAAACAAUCAGGAAGUCAUUGUGAAAAAGUUGGACUUGGCUGAUACAAAGUCCAUCCGGGAGUUUGCUAACAGCUUUCUAGCAGAAGAGAAGGAACUUCAUAUCCUCAUUAAUAAUGCUGGGGUAAUGUUAUGCCCUUACUCCAAGACAGCCGAUGGCUUUGAGAUGCACCUGGGAGUGAAUCAUCUUGGUCAUUUUCUUUUAACCUUCUUAUUACUGGAGCGUCUGAAGCAGUCUGCACCAUCCCGCAUUGUGAACGUGUCCUCACUGGCUCAUCACGGAGGCCGAAUCCGCUUCCAUGACCUCAAUGGCGAGAAGAGCUACAAUCGUGGCCUCGCCUACUGUCACAGCAAGUUGGCCAAUGUCCUUUUCACCCGAGAGCUGGCAAGGCGGCUGCAAGGCACUAAAGUCACAGCAAACUCUCUCCAUCCUGGCUCUGUCCAUUCUGAGUUGGUCCGGCACUCAUUUGUAAUGUCAUGGCUGUGGAGGAUAUUUUCAUUCUUCUUGAAGACUCCAUGGGAAGGAGCUCAGACCAGUGUGUACUGUGCAGUAGCAGAGGAGCUAGAAUCUGUGACAGGACAAUAUUUCAGUGAUUGCCAGCCAGCGUAUGUAUCUCCAUGGGGUCGGGAUGAUGAGACAGCAAAGAAGCUCUGGAAUGUGAGCUGCGAGCUCCUCGGCAUCCAGUGGGACUGAGCAGUGCAGCCAUCUGUGUGUAUGUGGCUGAGCACAGUGAUGCUACUCUUGGGAAGAGCACUGCUGCCAAGAACACUGGUACUUCAGCUGCCCUUGUGAUGGUUCUGUGGAUGCAGUCCAGUAUGAUUUUCUGGAAUGCUACACUUAAUGAUUGAGAUUAGAAAGCAAAGCAUCCCUUUUUGUAGCUGGAAAAUUAGAGCACCAAUACUGUGAGCAAUCAUUGGUAACUCACAACAGCUAGAGGCUGUUGUCCUGUGGCUUUAGAAUAGAAAUGGAGGUUAUCAUCUUAGCUUUAGGUCACCUGUAUUGAAAGUUGCUUUUUGCUUUAGUCUCUUUUUCCAUAACCAGUAAAACGUUAAAAACUAGAUUUACAAGGUCAUUUUUUGUUCCUAAUAUUUGACAGGGCAGAGUACAAGUAGUCAUGUUUCUGGCAAUUACAUGUAAUAUAAAUGCUCACAAACACUCAGAAACAAGUGCUGGCCUAACUAGGAUCAAGCAUUAUUUUCCAUGUUCUCUAAACACCUCUAGCCUGUGAAGUAAGACUGGUUCAUCUUUUGGGAACACAGCUGUCAAUGCAGCUAGCUGGAAGGUUAAAACCUGCAGGAAUGGUGAAAUUGGGUAGUGGCUAGUUAUUUUAUUCAAAACAGUUAACAAUCUGUGCUGUGGAAACACUAAGCAAAGAUGGUAUAAAACUUGUCCUAAUAAAAAUCUAAGCUGUACUUAAGUGAUUUACAAA
Lagopus leucura (white-tailed ptarmigan) is the source of this 1730-nucleotide messenger RNA. Its product is annotated as retinol dehydrogenase 12-like. NCBI's taxonomy places the organism in Eukaryota, Metazoa, Chordata, Aves, Galliformes, Phasianidae. The transcript is spliced from 7 exons. The record is from RefSeq and is a predicted model, not a curated record. The coding region runs from base 14 to 994 and encodes 326 amino acids.